AUGGUGGGAGAGCGGGUUCUAUUGAAAGUUUCGCCCAUGAAGGGUGUGAAUAGAUUUGGAAAGAAAGGCAAGUUGAGCCCAAGGUAUAUUGGUCCUUUCGAGAUUGUAGAGAGCGUAUUGGUGAGGUGGCGUAUCAGUUGGCUUUGCCACCUGGGUGGUGCUCAUGUGAUUCAAUGGGAUUCGGUGUUACUUGAGCAAAAAUUGACUUUUGAGAAGGAGCCAGUAACCAUUUUGGAUAGGCAAAUUCGAAAGUUGAGGUCGAAAGAGAUUGCUUCAGUAAAGUUGAGGGAGAGACAGAGCAGCGUCGGAGAUGUUGUUGCCGUUCUCGCCGGUGAGAAGAGACGGGAGGGAGCAAGGAGAGAAGAGAUGAGAAGAGGAGGGCGGCGGGAGGAGGGCUGCUGCUUCUCGCCGGAAAUGGACGGAGAAUGA
Molecule: messenger RNA, 429 nt
Organism: Solanum verrucosum
Lineage: Eukaryota; Viridiplantae; Streptophyta; Magnoliopsida; Solanales; Solanaceae
Exons: 3
Coding region: 1-429 (142 amino acids)
Source: RefSeq, a predicted model, not a curated record